AUGACGGAGCGGCCGCCGAGCGAGGCGGCACGCAGUGACCCCCCGCUAGAGGGACGGGAGGCGGCCGAGGACCGCAUGGCCCCCCCGCACCUGGUCCUGCUGAACGGCGUCGCCAAGGAGACGAGCCGCUCUACCCCAGCCGAGCCCCCAGUGAUCGAGCUGGGAGCGCGCGGUGGCCCGGGGGGCGGCCCCGCGGGUGGGGGCGGCGCCGCGCGAGACUUAAAGGGCCGCGACGCCGCAGGGGCCGAAGCGCGCCAUCGGGUGCCGACCACCGAGCUGUGCAGACCUCCCGGACCCGCCCCGGCGCCCGCGCCCGCUCCAGCCCCGGCGGAGCUGACCGGUGACGGCCGGAUGGUGCAGUUGAGCCCGCCCGCGCUGGCAGCCCCAGCCGCCCCCGGCCGCACGCUGCUCUACAGCCUCAGCCAGCCACUGGCCACACUCGGCAGUGGGUUCUUUGGGGAGCCAGAUGCCUUCUCUAUGUUUGCCACCAACAACCGAGUGAAGAGGAGACCCUCCCCUUAUGAGAUGGAGAUUACUGAUGGUCCCCAUACCAAAGUUGUAAGGCGCAUCUUCACCAACAGCCGGGAGCGAUGGCGGCAGCAGAAUGUGAAUGGGGCCUUCGCUGAGCUCCGCAAGCUGAUUCCCACACACCCCCCAGACAAGAAGCUCAGCAAGAAUGAGAUCCUCCGCCUGGCCAUGAAGUACAUCAACUUCCUGGCCAAGCUGCUCAAUGACCAGGAGGAGGAGGGCACCCAGCGGGCUAAGCCUGGCAAGGACCCCGUGGUGGGGGCUGCUGGAGGGGGUGGGGGGGGAGGGGGCAGUGCACCUCCAGACGACCUCCUGCAGGAUGUGCUGUCCCCCAACUCCAGCUGUGGCAGCUCCCUGGAUGGGGCAGCCAGCCCGGACAGCUACACAGAAGAGCCUACACCCAAGCACACAGCCCGCAGCCUCCAUCCUGCCAUGCUGCCCGCCACUGAUGGAGCUGGCCCUCGGUGA
This is a messenger RNA of Pteronotus mesoamericanus, 996 nucleotides long. RefSeq names its product TAL bHLH transcription factor 1, erythroid differentiation factor (gene TAL1). Gene Ontology annotation, biological process: regulation of transcription by RNA polymerase II. The coding region runs from base 1 to 996 and encodes 331 amino acids. The transcript has 3 exons. Gene Ontology annotation, molecular function: protein dimerization activity; RNA polymerase II cis-regulatory region sequence-specific DNA binding; DNA-binding transcription factor activity, RNA polymerase II-specific. The record is from RefSeq and is a predicted model, not a curated record. Lineage: Eukaryota; Metazoa; Chordata; Mammalia; Chiroptera; Mormoopidae.